Molecule: messenger RNA, 792 nt
Organism: Panicum virgatum (switchgrass)
Lineage: Eukaryota; Viridiplantae; Streptophyta; Magnoliopsida; Poales; Poaceae
Product: zein-alpha PMS1-like
Exons: 1
Coding region: 82-699 (205 amino acids)
Molecular function (GO): nutrient reservoir activity
Source: RefSeq, a predicted model, not a curated record
GUGCAGGGAGUCAUCCACCCAUAUCACUGAUAGAAUAUAGCAACUUACAAUUUGAAGCCCACAAAGUACCUUUAAGCAAGCAUGGCAGCAAAGAUAUUUGCCCUCCUUGCACUCCUUGCUCUCUCCGUGAGUGCUACCACCGCUGUCAUUAUUCCGCAGUGCUCACUAGCCGCCUCCGCUGCCACUAUUCCACAGUUCCUCUCACCUAUCGCAGCCGUCGGCUAUGAGAACCCAAUUGUGCAGUCCUAUAGGCUACAGCAUGCACUUGCAGCUAGCAACCUACAAUCAUCGGCAAUUGCCUUACAGCAACAGGCAGCCUUACUGCAGCAGCAAUCUUUGGCCCAUCUGAUAGCACAGAGCAUCGUGGCACAACAACAACAACGUGUUCUAUCACCGUUCAGCCAGCUAGGCCUGGCCAACCCCGCCACCUACUUGCAGCAACAGAUGUCACUCCCAUUCAACCAGCUUGCCGCGGUGAACCCCGCUGUCUACUUGCAGCAGCAACUGCUUCCAUUCAACCAACUAGCAGUUGCGAACUCCGUCGCAUUCUCGCAGCAGCAACAGCUGCAGACAUUCAACCCACUUGCUGUGGCUCACCCCGCCGCCUUCUGGCAGCAACAGCAGCUCGUCAACCAACUUGCUUUGACGAGUCCUGCAGCCUUCUUGCAGCAACCCAUCGUUGGUUCUGCCAUCUUCUAAGUUCUUUAUGAAUUGUGCUUCUAUAAUAAAGUUUUCAUGCCGACGUGUGUAACUCCUCGGAAAUAAGAAAAGUAAUGAUUGAGACUCUGAAGU